AUGAAAGAAGAAAUUUAUUUGCAAUUUCCAUCUCCGUUAAUUAACAGAAGGUAUUCGAUGCCGGAAGAACUGAUGAGAAAAUACAAUAUAUUAAAAGAAAAAACAUCGGAUGAAAGCGAGGCGAAUAAAACGGAAGCUACGGAAGCCACAACAUCCUCGUCAACAUCGUCCUCGGCAACCGAAGAAACGAUACGAAGGAAACCGUCCAAAGUAACGGGUACCGGUUUGGGAAAAUCGGAUUCACUUGGAAAUAUUAAAAUGACAAGACUGCAAGAAGAGAGAGGGAGAGAUGUUAAAAUAGACUCAAAGACUACAACCGAGUCGAUAACAAUAAUAGAAACACCAAAGAGAGUAACGCAGACUGAUUAUUAUAGCCAAGGUAAAAGUAUAAUUAAAGUUAAAAAUACGAAAAAUAAUUCGACGGUUAAAGUGUGCAUGUGUCUGAAAGAAAAAAUGAGUUCAACAACUCCAUCCGGUAGAGAUGAAUCGAAUGAAGAUAGUGGAACUAGCGAUUCGAUAGCAUCUUCAUCUCCGGUACAGUUACCGAAAAGAGAAAUAUCCUCAGAUAACUUAUCAUCCGAAUCUGAUUAUAUCGUUUGCACGUGCAGAGAUAUAACGAGUUCAAAAGACACGAGCACGGAUAUAUUUUAUUCGGGAAAAUCGACUCUAAGUCAAACCGUAAGUGAAAAAAGUUAUUCAACUCAGGACAGCACGAUUAGUUGUAGAUCUGUUUCGACAAGGGGUAGCACACCGCCGAGCGAUUAUUCAAUAUCGACUACUUCGGAUGCUGGAAAAAAAAGUGCCAAAGACUCUACGACCUCUGAUUAUUCUCCCGAAACUCCAAGACACAACUCGAACAGAAAAAGUAAAAAAAGAUAUCAUCGCGAAGAACAUAAAAAAUUCUGUCCGAAAUAUUACGAAAAUAAAAACAACAACAACAACAGCAACAAUACCAAAAACUCAAGUUUACAACAUUCUUCGGAAAAUAAUAAAAAAGAAAAAAAAUUUUGUGGCACUCAUACCAAUAAAAAAAAAGAAAAUGAUUUGUCUCGGCAAAUAAUAGAUGCAAAAAGAGAAUUCGAAGCAUUGCAUGGUCCUAUAAAACAAGAUGAUGUUUUAGAAAUGACCGAAAAACAAAAUGAAAAUGAAACAGAUGAAAAAAAAGAUGAUGAAAAAGAAAAAGAAGGAGAAAAAGAAGAAGAAGAAGAAAAAGAAAAAGGAGAAGAAGAAGAAGAAAAAGACAAAGAGGAGAAUGAUGAGAAGCAAGAAGGGGACAAAACAGAUGGAGAUGAGGAUGCUGAUGUGGAAGAACAUAAUCAAUACAUUUGGACCAGAUUAAAUCAAGAUGAACUGUAUAUGAUGCAACAACUUCGAAAUCAUAAUUUUUUUGAAAAAGGUUUUAGCAUACCGAUCGAGUGCAAUGAAGAUUUUUGUGAAGUAACCGAUGUUAUAACGAGCAUAUGUAACGAACCUGACGACUCGAACGAAAGCAUCAUGAUACCCCGUUAUUCGGCUCUUCCACGAACCCUAUCAAUGUUAGUUAAUACUUCUUCCGCUGACAACAGCAUGCAAAAUUCGGAUUCGGAUAGCCAAAGUUUAGCCGACAGUUUGGAGGAUCAACCGACGACGCACAUUCAUAAAUUUUAUUUCGAUACGAAAAACGAAUCGAAACCGGUGAGAGGAGAUGUGAACGUGGUCCAAGAAACGAGAAAAGAGAAAAAAAGAGUUUUCCCGAAAGGCAAAGCGUUUUUUGUCAGUAUUACAAGUCCGUGUGGUGAAGUUGAAAUGUUGGAAGGUAUCAAACAAAUACCUCAACCCCCGGAAAAAAUAAAAAAUCAAAUAUUCGAAAGGCAUUUAAGUUUAUGCGCGAAACACAAACAAUCGAGAGAAAGGAAAAUAAAAAAAGAAAAUAAAAUAAAUCGUAGAAAAAAAUAUGCGAAAAAUAAAAGGAGAGAAACGAUGGAAAAAAUGGCGAAAAAUAAAAAAAAAACGCGCGACGAGGAAAAUGGAGAAGAAAAACGUAACGAAGAUCAAACGGAAACGAAUAAAUUAAAGAAGAAAAAAAAAAAAAAAAAAUUGACCGAUGAAGAAAAUUUUAAUGAAAACGUUUUCGUCACUCGCGACAAAUUAAAAAAAAAACAAGAAGAAGACGAAUCGAAUGAUGAAAAUGAAAAUUUUAAAUUGAAUACCAACAGGAAAAACGAAGGGAAACAACAAAAAUUAUGUAAAUGGUCAAAAAUUCCCAUUUUAGUGAAUAACAGACCGAUAUCAUCAUCGGAAAAAGAUUCGGACGGCGAAACGAAUUCGAAUUUAAAAAAAAAUAAAAAAGAAAAAGGAUUCGAAAUCGAAACGACGGAAAUAUUAGAAAUAAGGCGUGAAAACGAUGACGUCAUUUUAAAAGAACCGCAAAAUAUUAAUUUUUCAUCGGAAAAUCAAAAUCGAAUAAUUGAUAAAAAAACGGAUGAAAAAAUUCAAACGGACAAUAUGGCGACCGCGAUUUCCAAUUCAAGAUUUCUACCCAAUUUUGUUCGACAAACGCAACAAAAUCGAUCUAUCAUGUAUUUAAAUCAAACGAGAAAAUCACCCGUUUCUAAAUACAGACAACGUUUCGAAGUUAUUCCCGAGGAAAAAAGUAGUUCUCUAUCGUCGAACGAAGAAAAAACGACAACCGUCGAACCCAUACUACCCAAAUUCAAAAACGAUGCUUCGACGAGUCCCUCACUACCCGUCAAAGAAAACAAUUUGGAAAAUGUCGAGUAUCAAAAUUACAACGUGACCAAAGUGCCUAAUUUAAUAGUAGCUCAAAUAAAAGACAAACAAUUGCAAACUCUUCCUCCCUACGUUCAAGGAGUCAACGAACGAAAUAUAAUUUUAUUUUCAUCGAAACCGGAAAAUUCGAAUUCUACAAAGGGGAGAGAUGCUUUGAUUGCGAUGAAUCGAGAAGAUUUUCGUAGACUUGCCAAAGGAUGGAUUAAUUUUUACAAAUUACGAGAAAUGAGUGAAAGUUCGGAUGUUGAAAACAAAAGAGGAAAUAAAAAGAAAAGAAUAUUGAAAAACGAUUACGUCGAAAGGGAUGCAACCGAAACUGCAUCGAAAAUAUCCGAGAGUGGUAUCGAUACGAAAACCGGAAAUAAUAACAAUAAUAAUAAUAAUAAUAAUAAUAAAAUUAAACAAAAUCAAGGUUUGAAUGGGAAAACUCCGGUGCCGGGUAUCGAUGAAAAUAUUCGAUUUCAUUCGUCUAAUACGAUACUCGAAACGAAAAAAAAAACUGAUGUAAAAAAAAAACAAUCUUCUUUACCUGAAUUAACGACAUCUAAUUCGCCACAUCCUGAUGAAACCACAAAAUUAAAAUCUACCGUCGAAUCUCUGCCAAAAGUUAACAAUGGCGAAGAAACAUCGGAUAGUACGGAUAGUACGGAUUACAUGGAACCACCGAGUCCAAGAGUGCCACCUUUACCUUUGGAAGAUUUACCUUCGGAUGCUUCGAUAACUUCGACCGAAAGCGAAAUCGAUGAAUCGAAUCCGGAUCAUCGCAACAAAUCCAGGGUCAUCAAACCCUUCGAGGAUGAUGAUAAAAAGGAAAUCAUUUGCAAGCCUAAAGUAAAAAACGAUUCAAAAAUAGGAAAAAAAAAAGGAAAACGUACAGCACUGUGCCAAACUGAUUCAACCAUUGUUGAUUCUGAUUAUUAUAUAAUACACGAUCAAAUUGAAGAUUCUUCACCGAAGAAACCACUAUCGGGAAAUGUCACACAAAGGUGGAAAAAGGAUGGAGGAAUAUAUAAAGCUGAAAAAGAUCUCAUCGCACAAAAAUUAUUUUUUAUAUGGCCGCAAGUUGAAAAUAUUAUUAAAAAAGAAUUCCUCGGUGAGAACGAAAGGUAA
Molecule: messenger RNA, 3879 nt
Organism: Pediculus humanus corporis (human body louse)
Lineage: Eukaryota; Metazoa; Arthropoda; Insecta; Psocodea; Pediculidae
Product: synaptonemal complex protein, putative
Exons: 4
Coding region: 1-3879 (1292 amino acids)
Source: RefSeq, a predicted model, not a curated record